Dermatophagoides farinae (American house dust mite) is the source of this 645-nucleotide messenger RNA. RefSeq lists its product as uncharacterized. The record is from RefSeq and is a predicted model, not a curated record. Lineage: Eukaryota; Metazoa; Arthropoda; Arachnida; Sarcoptiformes; Pyroglyphidae.
ACAUGAUCAUUUCGAUAAUUUUUCUAGUCAUAAUGAUUAUGCCAAUUACAUUUUUGGAUGCUGAUCCUGAAAUAUUACCACCAAUGAAUCUAUCAACAUUUCGAGAUUCACCAUUAUUGCGAAGUAGAAAACGUAUUUCGGAUAUAAAUACUGCUGCUGCCGCCGCUGCUGGUCGCGGUGGUGGUGGUGGUGGUGGUAUGGCCAUUCCAUUAUCACCAUUACCGAUUGAACAAAAUCAUGAUUUCAUUACGGAUCGUGUAAGCAUGAACUUGGAAUGUCGACCAAAAUCAAUGUUAAUGUCAAUGAAUUUUUCUGAACCAUUUCGUGGUGUUGUAAGUGUUGGCAAAAGUACAUUUGGUACAUAUGAACAAAAUCAAGAAUGUGCAUUACGUGGUGAUGGUCGACGAACAUAUUCGUUGCAAAUAUUUCAUAAUCGAUGUCUGACACGAUUCGAUAAAAAACAUGGCCAAUUCAUCAAUACAUUGUUUGUACGUUAUCAUCCAACAUUAGAAACCGGUGGUGAUUAUUCCAAAACAUUAAUCUGUAAAUUUGGUCUUGUCGAUUUUAGUGUCAAUUAAAAUUCAAUGUGUAUUUGAUAAUUAGGAAUAAUCAAUUUUCAUUAAUGGUGAUUAAUUUAAUUUAAUU